AAAUGGUCGCAAAAAUUUAUAAAAAUAGAUCCUCUAGUUUAUUGUGCAAUUUACGCAUAAAAACCGGUCAUGAGGCCGGUAAUUUCCUUUAACUCUCUAUCAGUAAAUACAUCCUUGAAGGAAAAUGCAGAAAAAAACCAUUAUUUCAUAGUGACUGCUGAUGAUUUGGGGUAUUCACCUGAGAGAGAUAGAGGAAUAAUCGACGCUUAUAAUGAAGGAAUCGUUACUCGUGCAUCUCUUCUUAUUAACGGUUACUCAAGAGCUACGGCUGUAAAACUUGCCAAAGAGCAUGGACUUGCUCUAGGUAUUCAUAUUAACUUAACUGAGGGUCGAGCAGUCAAUGUUACAGAAGAGCAUAAUACGCUGUUAGCUGAAGACAAGCCAUUCUUCCGGGGAAAGUUUGGAUUUAGAGAAGCAUUUUCUCGCGGUGAAAUCCACAUAAGUCAUAUCAAGAAUGAAAUAGAGGCUCAAAUAACCGAAUUUAUCAAACAAGUUGGUUACAUUCCAAAUCAUGUUGAUGGCCAUCAGCAUAUUCAUGUUCUUCCAGAAAUAAGCCGUAUCAUUGCUCAAAUGAUGAACGGGUAUUCCUUGCGACAGGUUCGGAUUCCUUUUGAAGCUCAACUAUCUUCCUGGUUUGAAGGUAAUGCUACCUUUUACCAACAGGUCUUUCAAAAUGCCAAGGCAGCGAAGGAAAUCUAUGGAAACUAUGGAAUAAGGUCUCCAUCCUUCAUCGGUGUAUCAUUGAUGGGGAUCAACAUGAACGUAGAGAGAAUUAUCCAUACUUAUCAAAAAGCAGUGAUGAACAACCGACAAGCGCCGACGAUCUGUGAGCUUAUGGUGCAUCCGGGAUAUCCAUGCGUCACUGGUUAUGGAGGCUGCGGCGAGGGACCAGAUGACUUUGCUUGCUCCCACGAAAGACAGCAUGAAUUGAAUAUUUUGUGUGAUCGGACUCUAAAGGGACGCUUGAACGACUUUAAUGUGACUUUUACUUCGUGAAAACUCUUACUUCAUAUGCAAAAAUUAUCCUUAUAGAUCACAUAAUGUAGCCUCGCGUCCUAAAUGAGGUUGUAGCAUUUGUAGAUCAUCUCCUUUGUAUUUGAUUGAACGAGUUCGGCCCGUAACGACGCAAUACUAGCGUGAACAAUUUAAAUAAGAAUUUUGAAUAACUUGUAACAUUAAAAAAAUCUUUAGAUUGCUUAAUUGAAGCAACAAACAGAGAAAUCUUAUGUGAAAAGCAAAAUUAUACAGAAUUUACUUAAUCAUUACAACAAUACAUAUACUAAAUACAUUAUAACACCUCAUCAAAAUUAUUUCAAAACCAAAA
Xenia sp. Carnegie-2017 is the source of this 1324-nucleotide messenger RNA. Its product is annotated as carbohydrate deacetylase-like. The record is from RefSeq and is a predicted model, not a curated record. Gene Ontology annotation, molecular function: deacetylase activity. The transcript is spliced from 3 exons. Lineage: Eukaryota; Metazoa; Cnidaria; Anthozoa; Malacalcyonacea; Xeniidae. Bases 70 to 996 code for a protein of 308 amino acids. Gene Ontology annotation, biological process: carbohydrate metabolic process.